AACACUAAUUUCUGAAGAAUCAAGAAACCUUAUGGAUGAGAGCGAAAGGAGUACCACUGCCGGCAGCGAGGAUGAUUCGGUGGAGAGAAUAUUCGAGAGAAAGAGGUGCCAUUGAGGUAGAGACAGCUGACGCUCCGGGCGAUUGCAGUGAGCUUCAUUCUGGCCAUUUUGUUCACGUUCAUCGUGAUGAAGCUGAAUCUGACGGCAGGGAUCAUCCCAUCGCUCAACAUCUAAGCUGGCCUCCUCGGAUUCUUCUUCGUCAAGACGUGGACCAAGUUUCUCGAGAAAUCUGGCUUUCUCAAGCAGCCAUUUACUAGGCAGGAGAACGCCGUCAUUCAAAUUUGUGUGGUCGCCUCCUCCGGCAUCGCCGCCAGCGGAGGCUUUGGAAGCUACCUUCUCGGUAUGAGCGAAGUUAUCAGCAAUCAAAUUAGUGAAGAUAAUAGCCCUCAGAAUACUAAAAAUCCUCAACUUUCAUGGAUGAUUGUGUUCUUGUUUAGCGUUAGCUUUUUGGGUCUCUUCACUAUUCUACCUCUUCGAAAGAUCAUGAUCAUUGAUUAUAGACUUACUUUUCCAAGUGGUACAGCAGCAGCUCAUCUCAUCAACAGUUUUCACAGUCCCAAGGGAGCCAAGUUAGCCAAGAAACAAGGAAGAGCUUUGGGGAAGUUCUUCACCUUCAGCUUCCUCUGGGGUCUCUUCCAAUGGUUUUUCACAGCUACCUAUUCAUGCGGAUUCAGCAGUUUCCCUACAUUUGGCCUUAAAGCAUAUGAUAACACGUUCUAUUUUGAUUUCUCAGCAUCAUAUGUUGGUAUUGGUAUGUUAUGUUCGUAUAGCAUUACCAUAUCAAUGCUGGUUGGCGCUAUCCUGUCGUGGGGCUUUAUGUGGCAGCUGAUAAACAACCAGAAGGGCGACUGGUACUCUGCCGACUAUCCAUCUUCCAGCCAUGAGGGGAGGUUCUAGACUCACUUUUCCAGCAGGGUCUUGACAUUGCCAUUGAAGAAAAGAAACCAGAAGAUAUAGAUGAUAAAUAUUGGAGUACCAUAAAUCGGUUAGCUAGUGGAACAAUUCGGUCGUGUCUAGGUUUGGAUCAGCAAUAUUCCAGAAUUCAAAUAUUCAAAGCUCCAAUCGCAGUGUGAAGCUAGGUUUGAGUUCCCCGUGCCCGGGCUGGAGUUGGGGCUCUCACAAGAGGGGCAAAUGGGGCUCCUAAUGGCGGACGGAGGGAGUACCUGUUAUCCACUGUCAAUUUUUUUCAAGCAUGA
Molecule: messenger RNA, 1256 nt
Organism: Salvia hispanica
Lineage: Eukaryota; Viridiplantae; Streptophyta; Magnoliopsida; Lamiales; Lamiaceae
Product: putative metal-nicotianamine transporter YSL7
Cellular component (GO): membrane
Molecular function (GO): oligopeptide transmembrane transporter activity
Source: RefSeq, a predicted model, not a curated record